AUGUCUUUUCAGAGUACCGUUCCGUCCCAGCAGCCAGAGCGCCCUGGUGCUGAUCCAUUAGCCGAACCUGAGAAGAAGAAUCUUGGCGACGACAGGGUAAAGGCCACGGAUGACCCUGCCAACGAAUAUAACACUGACCGCCAGCUGAAGGCCGAGGGUCGGCAGAUCCGCGGUAUUCGCUGGCUGAUCGUCUGCGUCGCUCUAUACGUCAGCUGCAUUCUCUAUGGUCUCGACACCACUAUCGCGGCAGAUGUACAGGGCUCCGUCAUUGAACGGUUCGGUCACGCUCAACAACUGGCGUGGGUUGGAGCGGGAUUUCCUCUCGGUUCGGUGUGCGUCAUCCUCCCUUUUGGAACUCUUUACAACACUUUCAAUAUCAAAUGGGUCUUUUUCAUCACCAUGGUCCUUUUCGAGAUCGGCUCGGCUCUUUGUGGGGCCGCUCCAACCAUGAAUACCUUGAUCGUCGGCCGCGUUGUCGCCGGAAUGGGAGGUAGCGGCAUCUACCUUGGCACCUUGAAUUACUUCUUGGCCAUGACGGUGUCAGAGGAACGCAGCUUGUACAUGGCGCUUAUUGGAAGCUGCUGGGGCGUCGGUGCCAUCCUCGGUCCUGUCGUUGGCGGAGCAUUUGCAACAUCCUCAGCCACCUGGCGCUGGGCAUUCUACAUCAAUCUUGUCAUCUUUGCCGUUUCGGCUCCCGCAUACGUCUUCUGCCUUCCCUCGAUUCAUCCUUCCAGAAGCGUUAGUGUGCGGGAACGGAUCAUCUCUCUUGACUUUGUUGGCUUCAUCCUUGGUGCUGGCGUCUGGGUAACCUUUCUCUUGGCGCUGUCGAUGGCUGGUGGCCAGUGGGAAUGGAAUGACGGAAGUACCGUGGCCACAUUUGUGGUUUUUGGAGUCACCUUGGUCGCAUAUGUCCUUCAGCAGCGCUUUGCUCUCUUCACCACCAAAGCUCGCCGUGCAUUUCCGGUGCAUUUGCUGCGCGAACGCACCCAAGUUCUCCUCUAUAUCGAGACCGCAGCCGGUAUCACGACACUCUAUGUUGCAAUGUUUUUCAUACCCGUUUAUUUCCAGUUCACGAACGGCGACAGUGCCCUAAAUGCAGCUGUGCGCUUGCUCCCUUUUGUUAUCGUCGCCAUUUCGGUGAACCUGGCAUCUGGAUACUUUCUCAACGCCAUCAAGGUGUACAUGCUGGUCUACAUCAUUAGCGGCAUCUUCUUGACGGUCGGCGGCGCCCUCCUGACCGUUUAUCUGGAUCCGCAAACGUCAACCGGAACCCUUUAUGGUUUGUGUGUGGUUACAGCCGUUGGUAGUGGCCUGGCCAUGUUGACCGGCUAUUCGAUCGCAUCGCUUACCACGAAACCGGAGUACGCUGGGGAUGCGCUGAGCAUGCAGAACGUUUCGCAACUCGGAGGUCAGGUAAUCGCACUCGCGAUUGCAGGCCAGAUCUUCCAGUCGACGGCAAAGAGAAACUUGCGAUCUGUACUAUCAGGCCAGGACUUUUCGGAGCAAGAUAUCGAGAGCGCCGUCACGGGCAUCCAGAGUAAGGUGCUGGAGCAAGUGCAUGGAACUUUGCGCGAGGAGGUCGUCUUGGCUCUCGUCAAGGCGAUGCAGAAAGUGUUCGUGCUCAUUCCUGUGGCAGGAGCCGUCAUGCUUCUGGCGGCGUUGUGUAUGAAGCGAGAAAAGCUUCUCAGGGUAGCUGCUGUAGGUGCUGCGUAG
Molecule: messenger RNA, 1713 nt
Organism: Rhinocladiella mackenziei CBS 650.93
Lineage: Eukaryota; Fungi; Ascomycota; Eurotiomycetes; Chaetothyriales; Herpotrichiellaceae
Exons: 1
Coding region: 1-1713 (570 amino acids)
Biological process (GO): transmembrane transport
Molecular function (GO): transmembrane transporter activity
Source: RefSeq, a predicted model, not a curated record